CCAGAAGCUGCCUGAAGGUGCCAGGCACAGGGCGAGCCAUGGCGGUCUUCAGGCGCUCGCCUCGGAUUCGGGGCGUUCUGGCUGCGAGCCUGCUGUUCCUUCUUGCUGCUUGUGGAAACUGCUCUCCUCCCCGCAUGAGUGUGGACCGAGUCGAGCAAAAGGAAGUUUCUGGUCGGAUGCCAACCAACGACACGACGACCGUACCGGGACCUUCGGGGAAGACCGAAGAGCCGCCGACCUCGAGAGCUCAAGCGCAGUGGGCGAAGUGGAACCUCGGCGGCCGUCUGCGUCAUAACGGAAGGAAGCAACAUGAAAAUUCAGUAACGAAAAUGUGGCGAAAAUGGGCCGUGAACUCGAAGCAGAACCACGAAAACGGGAACCAAGGCACACUGAAUGAAUCUAUGACAGAACGGACACAGACAGAGGCACCCCGGCAGACAACGGCAGGCCGCAAGUGGGCCAAAUGGAAUCUUGGUCCAAAAAAGGCUCUUACGGAAAGACAGCCACGACCCGAGACCAGGUGGCAGAAGUGGAACCUUCGCUCUGAGCAAAAGUAGGAUUCUGACUCGAACAAACCCGGAAAAGCACUGCCUUGGCAACAGCGAUUUCCUUAUGAAUGCGUUAACUGACAAAGGCAUUGAAGAAAAGCAAGUGUGAAACUGAAAAUCACAAAAUGCAAUCGCUGCUUCGGAAGCCUAGGAUAACCAAUUCACAGACAAUUCCCGAUUGCCUGUUUAGUUCAACCAUUUCUCCUUCCUUCUGAUUUCUGUUCUCUUAUAUGAUCAAAAGUACAAAACAGGGAAGCAUGAUUUUGAUAUUAAUUAAUUUCUUUUUAUGUGAAUUUGAUUAAUAUAUAGCAUUGAAAAUGACCUCAAAUAAUUCUUUACACUCAAGUUUCAGUAUGAUUAUGUUAAACCAAAUAGCUAAAGAAAAAUAAAAUGUUUCUUUUCACGUUAUA
Molecule: messenger RNA, 958 nt
Organism: Penaeus vannamei (Pacific white shrimp)
Lineage: Eukaryota; Metazoa; Arthropoda; Malacostraca; Decapoda; Penaeidae
Source: RefSeq, a predicted model, not a curated record